AUCAGACUCCCCGUGAUGGCGUCAGCUGAGUGAAACGCUGACAUGACAUCCAGGUCCCACACAGGCAAACUAGGACUUCCGGGUGCUGCUGAUGGUUGCUGUCCUCAACUCCCCAUGAGACUGAGCUAUAUGCAGAGCAAAACCUCUACAGACACCAUAGAAAUCUGUGUGUAACACAUUUAUAUAGCGCUGGGGCGGAAGCCAUAGCAGAUUUGGGAAAGAGUGUGCAGCUGACACCAGCGAGCACUAACAGGCUGCAGCCAAUGGAAGAUGCUCUGCAGAGCUGACACUGAAGAACAGUGAUGAGAAGCUAAGUUCAACUCCUGGAUGCAUGUGAGCCCAUGGAAGCCGGGUCUCCUCUCUCUGCAUCCUUUUGGGUCUCAUGUAAAGCUAAAGAUGAACUUGGCUGCUGUUCCUACAUCUUUUGCAGAGGAGAUGUUAAAAAGCCAGCAUUGCAGAACCCUUAAGAAAACCCCACGAAGCAGGCCCUACAGCUGUGAUGCAUGCUCCAAGCAAUUUGAAACACCAUCAAAGCUGGCAAGGCACUACCUCACCCAUACCGGCCAAAAACCCUUCCAGUGCCGGGACUGCAGUAAGUCAUUUCGCCAGAUGGUGCACCUAGAAAGGCACACUAUGACCCACAUGCUGCUGUUUCAGUGUGAUGUUUGUCACCGGCACUUCAAAAAUGCAGAUACUUUUUCCAAACACCAGCAAUUGCACAUUAAGGGUCUCCGCAGUGAAGGGAGAGCUGCCAAGAAGUCUUCAGGUGCUCGUCAGAGGAACUGCCCUUCCUUACCCGUCUACUGCUUUGGGUGCCAGAGAACAUUUGCCAGUGAAGAGAAGCGACUUCUCCAUCGAUGUGACUUUGUGAAUGUUGCUGCUCACAAGAAACCUGAGCAUCCGCUUUGUGAGUUUUGCAGUAAGGUGUUUCCUUCUCGCUCAAAGCUGGAGAGGCACCUCAUGAUACAUACUGGGCAGAAACCAUUUUCCUGUGCUCUCUGUGGAAAAUCUUUCAGGCAGAAAACACACCUGAAAAUCCACCAACUUACUCACACUCAGGAGAAGCCGUUUCAAUGCAACCAAUGCUAUAAGUCCUUUAAGACACCAGGGAAACUUCUCAAGCAUGAAGAAGUGCAUACAAGCCUAUCCAAUGUUCGGAGAAAAGUAAGGCGCUCUAGGACUGCACCUUUGGAAGUGAAGGAGGAGUCAGAUGAAGUCUUCUCGGUGUAUGUUAUUCCUUUCCAAUGUUCCUCCUGUGAGCAGUGCUUCGAGACUCCAGAAAUCCUGGACAGCCAUACUUGUUUAGUAGCAGACACCAUCAAAACAGUAACUUGUCCUAGAAAAACCUAUAACAAAAGAUCUGUUAAACAAAAUAAAACACAUGAAACUUAUUGGGACUACAACAGUGAGCUUUUUCCAAUGGUCUCCGAACCAGUUGGGAGAUUGAUGAAAACAGAAGACAUGGGAGAAAUGGGACAACUGGACACCAGGGAGCCAUGCUUCCAACAGUUUAGUGACCCCAGAAAUUUAGCCCAAUUGCAUCCACAGCAGAAAGCGAAAGGACGGGGAAGAUACCAAUGGCAGCCCCAAUUGCAUAUGGGAGGACAUUUCCAAAAUCAUCAGUUUGGAAUCGAUAUUCAUGGAAUGCUUGGGAAUAUAAAUGAUCAGUCCAUGCAAAGUACUUUCUGUUCUUAUGAGUCAGGCGAGCCAUUGGAUGAGCAUCACACACUUCACCAUUUUCUCCACAGGGCACAAGGCAUUUCGCUGCAAAGGGACAAAGUGAGCCAGUGUGACCAGUGUGAUAAAAGUUUUCCUUCUAUUUCUAAGCUACGGAGGCAUUACCUUAUCCACACUGGGCAAAAGCCCUUCACGUGCACCGAAUGCGGAAAAACAUUCCGUCAGUCUGCUCAUUUAAAACGCCACCUGGUAACCCACAUACAAAAAUUUCCAUUGCACAGGUCACAGAGUGGGCUAGGGGAUUAUUAUUCAACAUUUGGUCAACAGCAGGAAAACAUAAGUUAUCACUUGCCUCCGCUCACUUACAACCCAACAGAAAGCAUCCAAGACCUUGAUGAAGUAACAACUAUUAUAGUUCCUGAAAUAAAAGUAGAAAUUGAAUCAACUGACUUGUCAAUUAUGAACCAUAAAGCAAAGGUUUGCAAGAAGAGAAGAUUAACCGCGCCAAGAGAUCGCGGCACAAAGUCCCAUCAGGAACGCCCGUUGCAGAAAAUGAGGACUCGAGCGUUGCCAAAAAGUUACAAGUGCAGUGUGUGCACCAAGAACUUUCUUUCCCCUUCCAAACUCGAGCGCCAUUAUCUCAUGCAUGCUGGCCAAAAGCCUUUUGAGUGUCCAGAGUGUGGGAAAUCGUUCCGCCAAGAUCCCCAUCUAAAGCGACAUAUGCUCACACACAUUAGAUUGAAAGACUAAACCAAGGUUGGUGAUACCAGUUAAAGCAGUUGUUCCCAAAGUCGGUCCUCAGGGAUCCUCAAUAGGUCGUGUUUUUCAGGCCACCUAGCAGGUGCACAGGUGUGUUCAUUACUCACUGACACAUUUUAAAAGAUCCACGGGUGGAGCUGAUUAUUUCACUUGUGAUUCUGUGAGGAAACCUGGAAAACAUGAACUGUUAAGGGUCCUUGAAAACUGACUUUGGGAACCACUGAGUUAAAGGAUCAGAUCUUCCAUGUAUUUUAUAAGAAUAUUUCCUAAGUUACACAUUUGCUUGCAGUCUACUUGCUGUUUAGUUCUAGAUUAUAACAAAAUUCAGUAAUUAAGAAUGGAAAAAUAAUGGUAUUAUUUGGUUUUGAACUUGUUAAAUUAUGUUUGUUUUUUGUUUUAUUUUUUGCUAUAUUUCUUUAUUUAGAUUUCCUUUUAGUAUUUUACCAACUUUAUUUGUAACAUGAAGAUUCCUGUGAGUGACAAGUUGUAAGUAUAACUAAUGUUCUGAAUAGCCAGAAAAAAAUCCUAAUAGCAAAUUUGGCAAAUUUCUGUAAUUUCAGAGAAUUCUGGUUGUCUAAAUAAAAAAAAUAAAAACUUU
Molecule: messenger RNA, 3034 nt
Organism: Pseudophryne corroboree (corroboree frog)
Lineage: Eukaryota; Metazoa; Chordata; Amphibia; Anura; Myobatrachidae
Gene: ZNF770
Product: zinc finger protein 770
Exons: 1
Coding region: 328-2427 (699 amino acids)
Biological process (GO): regulation of transcription by RNA polymerase II
Cellular component (GO): chromosome
Molecular function (GO): chromatin insulator sequence binding
Source: RefSeq, a predicted model, not a curated record